Molecule: messenger RNA, 432 nt
Organism: Phycomyces blakesleeanus NRRL 1555(-)
Lineage: Eukaryota; Fungi; Mucoromycota; Mucoromycetes; Mucorales; Phycomycetaceae
Exons: 5
Coding region: 1-432 (143 amino acids)
Source: RefSeq, a predicted model, not a curated record
AUGGUUGGUUUAGACUACAAAAGUGUGCAACGCAUGUGUGUCUGGCGUGUAGUAGCCUCGGAGAUCAGCAAAUCAUACGAGAACGACAUUUCCUGGUGGGGCACUACGUUUCUAUCUAACCAGAUUAAUUCAUUGCGAUCACUUGUCUGGGCUUUACUACUUUGUCCUCACACUUUGUGCUUAUACAUCUCUUCUCAGGAAUCUACAUUUCCUUCUUUUAAAAAAGCUUACAAAUACCAACUGAACGGAUCCUUAGGGACCAGACAUGAUUAUUCAAUGAUGGCAAAAAAAGGCCACGACUUGUGGUCCGGUAGAAACAAAAUGUCGUCUCCCACCAGGAAAUGUCGUGCCCCUAAAAAUCUGCAUUAUCGAGAUAUCAAAAAAAAAGACAAAGUGCGUACAAUUGUUGAUCGGGUAAUUUUGAUUCUCUAA